AUGGGACCGAACGUCACCGUGCGCGCGAUCGAGACGGCGAGCGACGCGCAGAGGAAGGACCUGCACGUGGUUUUGGUGACGCCAAAGAUUCCCGGGAACACCGGGUGCAUCGCGCGGACGUGCGCGGCGUCGAGGGUGCCGCUGCACUUGGUGGCGCCGCUCGGAUUUUCGCUCGACGACGCGCAGUUGAAGCGCGCCGGGUUGGACUAUUGGAAAUCGGUGUGCGUCAAGGUGCACGAUGAUUGGGAUGCGUUUUACGCGUAUUGGCGCGAGCUCGGGGACGAGCGUGGGCGGUUGGUGGCGUUUUCAAAAUUCGGCGCGCGGCCGCACGCGGAGGACGGCGCGUAUCGACCGGGGGAUUGGUUGUUGUUCGGCGCCGAGACCACGGGGCUGCCAGACGCGGCGAUGGAGGCGUGCAAAGCCACGGGGGGGGUGCGUAGAAUUCCCAUCGACGAAAGUCACGUGAGGAGUUUGAAUUUGUCCGUGUCGUGCGGCAUCGGCGUGUACGAGGCUUUGCGGCAACUCGACGGUUCGCCAACCGUGGACGAAUGA
Messenger RNA from Ostreococcus lucimarinus CCE9901, 552 nucleotides. RefSeq lists its product with no specific name. Gene Ontology annotation, biological process: wobble position uridine ribose methylation; wobble position cytosine ribose methylation. Bases 1 to 552 code for a protein of 183 amino acids. Lineage: Eukaryota; Viridiplantae; Chlorophyta; Mamiellophyceae; Mamiellales; Bathycoccaceae. The record is from RefSeq and is a predicted model, not a curated record. Gene Ontology annotation, molecular function: RNA methyltransferase activity; RNA binding. The transcript has a single exon.